Carya illinoinensis is the source of this 1005-nucleotide messenger RNA. RefSeq lists its product as uncharacterized. Bases 476 to 814 code for a protein of 112 amino acids. NCBI's taxonomy places the organism in Eukaryota, Viridiplantae, Streptophyta, Magnoliopsida, Fagales, Juglandaceae. The record is from RefSeq and is a predicted model, not a curated record. The transcript has a single exon.
CUGAUUGUUUGCGGAACGAGACGGAAAACCUACUUUGAAUUCUUGACAUACACAGAGAGAGAGCUACAGUCCAGCCUUCGAACCCAACGCCACUCAGCUUCUUUCUAAAACACCCUGUUUAUAUUCUCUAGCACAUGAUCGAGCUGGCAUCUCCACCACACAGAGACUAGGUGAAAAGAUCAAAAAAUCCGUAUAAAAAAAAAUUCAGUCAAAACCCGCUAAAGUUAUUGGCUUUUGUCCCUAACGAUGUUUUCGAGCAUACCCAGGACCAAACUAGGCUCAAGUCCUCUUCGUUGAAAAAUCAACCGAACCCGGAUCACAUCUUUGGGUUAAUCACUGAUUAAGAAUUUCCGAAGCACCCCAAAAGUCAAUAUUCUUAUUUUGCGUAUUUAAUCUUGAUAAGGAUUACCAAGAAAGAGGUUUGGGAGAUAACUUUAUAGUUUUCGAUUUGGGUUUGUUUUGUUUCCUGCAAGACAUGAAUUUUAGGAACUUAGACGAGUUCUGGGCCUUCUAUGUAAAUCAGCACUCAAAACCAUCCACGAGGCGUUGGCAUUUUGCGAGCACCCUUAUUGGUAUAUUCUUCUUGCUUUGCUCAGUGGUCUUUAGCUGGUGGCUCUUGUUCUUUGUUCCAUUCUUCGGGUAUGGAUUGGCGUGGUACAGUCAUUUCUUCAUCGAAGGGAAUAUCCCGACAACGUUCGGGCAUCCAGUUUGGUCCCUAGUAUGUGAUUUGAAGAUGUUUGGAUUGAUGCUUAUUGGGAAAAUGGAUAAGGAGAUCAAGAGGCUUGGGAAGAGGCCUGUGUUGCAGCCUUUUUGAUUGUAAAUUCUUCAAAUAUCGUUCAAUUACAUGCUAUUAUUCGAAAGCAAAAUCAGUUCCUCUUCCUGAAACUCUUAGCUGUUAUUGGUUUCUCUUUCAAUCCUUUUUUUUUUUUUUUUUCAUGUACGUAAUUGUUAAUUUAAGUACAUAUAUUAUUGGAUACAACAUUGCAUCGAGAAUUUCUGUUAAUA